AACUUUCUUAUUUUGUAAAUGAAAUAACUGAAAAUGAAGUUUUAGAGAUAUUAAAUCAAACAAAUUUUAAAACUUUUGAAGAAAGAUUAAAAAAAGAAGGAUUUGAUAAAGAUGAAUUAUUAUUAUUUAAUAAUUUAGAUUUUAAUAAAUUUUAUAUGACUAGAGAAAAUUUAGUUUUAUUUUUAGAAGAAAAUUUAGACUUAAAUGAUGAAAUUUUUAUUGAUAAUUUAGAAAAUUUUCCUGAUAUUGAAGAUAAUGAUGAAGAUUCAUUAUUAGAAACUAAUGAAAUUUUAGAAAAUAUGAUAGAACAAACUAAUCAAAUUUUAGAACAUGAUGAUUAUAAUUGA
Messenger RNA from Cetraspora pellucida, 347 nucleotides. Lineage: Eukaryota; Fungi; Glomeromycota; Glomeromycetes; Diversisporales; Gigasporaceae. The record is from the annotation of a GenBank genome assembly.